UGGAGUCUUUUGUUUACUACGUGCGUCGCAAUGUUACCUUUUCCUUGAUGUCGUUUACUUCACACUGUUCAUUUAUCAACGUCAUUUCCGCUGCAGAUGCGGAGACUUCAAAAUAUAUCGCUGUAUUCCAUUAAUGAAUAAUACAAACACGGUUUUUAUCACAUCUCAGUAUAUGUGCAGAAACACCCAUUAAUAGUCAAAGAAUGAUCAAGAGUUUACCCAAAGAUGUUCAAGCACAACUACGCUCUGGCGUUACAAUCUUCUCAUUACAGCAGUGUAUAGAGGAGCUCAUAUUAAACAGCAUUGACUCCGGAGCAACAUGUGUUGCUGUCAAAAUAGAUGUAGCUGCCUUCAAAGUGCAGGUAAUCGACAACGGCUCAGGAAUGUGUCGAGAAGACAUGGAGAAAGUAGGAAUCAGAUACAACACAAGCAAAUGCAGUACAAUACAAGAUCUGGAUAACCUCCGCUUUUAUGGGUUCAGGGGUGAAGCCAUUUCCAGCAUUGUCUCUCUUGCUGAAGUGGUUGAAAUAAACUCUAGAACUAAGCAGACUGCAAAAACCUACGUUAAAAGAUUCAAUGAGACCAAAGAAUCAGAUGUUUUUGAAGCACAGACUGUUCGCCCGUCCGCAGGGACAACCGUGUCAGUCUGCAACCUCUUCCACAACAUGCCAGUCAGAAGAAAAAGAAUAGAUGACGUUUUAGAGACUGAACGUAUCCGUAAGAGAAUGGAGGCCAUAUCCUUAAUGCAUCCAUCUGUGUCCUUUACGUUAAAAAAAGAAAACUCUUCCCAAAUGGUAGUACAGCUUUCCAAAACAAGUAAUACCUUUUACAGAUUUGUUCAGAUUCAUGGGUUGAGUCGAGCCCAAAAACUUGGAGAGGUCAGUUAUGCCCAUGAGCAGUUUGAAAUGACAGGUCACAUUGGUCGUGAGGGUCACUACAACAACAGCUUGCAAUUUUUAUUUGUAAACGGGAGGCUUCUUCUGAAGACACGCAUUCAUAAAAUACUCAACAGUCUCUUGAAGAGAGUGAACUGCACAGCUAGACAAAACAACAGCCAGAAUACAUCCGCAUUGACAUCAAGCCCUAAACAAAGGGGUGGGACAGAUCUAUAUGGAGUCUAUGUGUUAAAUAUCAAAUGUCACUACUCUGAAUAUGACAUAUGCCUAGAACCAGCCAAGUCCCUUAUCGAGUUCAAAGACUGGGAUAAUGUUCUUAUCUGUGUUGAGGAAGGUGUAAAAUCAUUCCUUGCUAAGGAAAACCUAGUUAUGGAGUCUUCCGUGAAUGACAUUGAUGGUCCAACAGGUAGUCGAGACUCAGUGAGGAGUGUAAAGACCCCUGCAGAAGAACGAAACAUUGAUGUUAACAAAACACAUGAAGGAUAUAAAGCUCCGACUGAGAAAAAUUAUGAUAUGGAAGUCUCUGGUGGUGUUCAAAUGCAUAAGCACCCUACACCAAACACAGAAGGUUACACAAGUGAAGAAUCAGAGAUGGUUCAAAGUGUCAGUUUGCCCAUACAGACCACAUUACCAGUUGUUAACAAUAGCAAAACAGAUGUAAUACCUGACCAACAUGUAAAUGCAAUCUGUAUAGAUAGUAACUCAACGGUUGGGACAGAGACAGAUGGCAACAGUGACAAGAUUUCAGUAUUGUACUUCAAUACUUCAUCCAUGAAAGAUGAAAGAUGGGUGGAGGAUAGUUUGAAGCAAUUCAGUCUGUCGAACAAACUUCAUCCACGAAAGAGAAAAUUGCCAUUAAAUGACACUGCAAGAGCCGAGCAGGAUUGCCAUGUUUUUUACGGUCCCAGUUCAAAGAGCGUCAGAACUGAAGCACGCCGUAAAUUAACUCUGUCUUUUGAAACUGGAUCUCUUGACAAGUUCAGAAGGUUGUUCGGGAAGGAUGGUGAUAAAAAACAACCGUCUAUGGACAAAAGCAGUAUUUUAUAUCCAGAGUCCUCUAUAAAUUCAAAUGACCUCUCUGUUGGUUUUACUGGGCUGGAGUACACAGACAGGCAAGUACUAAUGAACAUUGACGAGACUGUAUCUGCACAUACAACAAGUUCUGCUAAAUCUUCACUAGGGGACAAAGCAGACAAUAUAUCAUUGAAUGCUAAACGUUCGCAUUUAAAAUGUGACAAAGAGACAUUCAAAUUACACAAGCAUCAGCCAUCACACAAGGCUAGUACAAGAGCAGAAUGGCUCAUAAAUGAAUCUUUUUCUUGUCCAGAUGUGCAAGACUUUAUUUCUGAUAAGAGAUCUCUUGUCGAGUCCAUGUCUUUUGAAUUAGAAGAAAGAUCCUUAGGAAACGAUCAGGGAAAACUUCUUGAAUAUGAAUCUUCUGAAAUUGUUGAUUUAGCCAUCAGUGAUCCUUUUACAGAAAAUCCAGACAUUGAUCUGAUUGAACAGAGCACAAAAAUUCCUUCUGCUUUAGAAGACUCACACCUCUGCAACCCGUGUAGGACUUCCUUUGGAGGAGGUAUGAACACCGCUGAUGAAGUUGGCAUAACCUCUGAGCAUAUUCCAAUGUCUAACAGUGCAAUAGAUGAAUGGGAGACUAUAAAUGAAAGUCGUGAUGAAGCAAUCCCAGUUUCCAGCAACUGGCUGUCCCAUUAUGACAGUUCAUUAGGUAAGCUGGUUUACAUUAACCAGGUUACAGGGCUCAGCAAAUACAACUCUCCUCCUGUGGAGGAGGCUCAAGUGCCAUGUACCACAGAUAUUACUAACAUGAUGGUCAGCGUCAUUUCAAAAACAGGAUUUGAGUACAGGUGUUAUCCAUUUCAGACAAAUAUUGUACUUCCCUUUCUCCCCAAGCCAAGAGCAGAGAGGGCUCUUUGCUCAUUGACAGAUAACAGAGAGGAUGUCCAAGGUCCAAAUUCACUUUCAGCUCUGUUUUCAGAAUGGACUAACCCAGUGUUUAUAAGACCUCCAGAGGUUGCUUUGGAUAUUACCAGUGGACAAGCGGAGGGCCUUGCUGUAAAAAUCCACAACAUUCUUUACCCCUGCCGGUUUACCAGGAAUAUGAUUCACACAAUGAAAGUCAUAAAUCAAGUGGACAAGAAGUUUCUUGCUUGUUUGAUAAAUACAGCAGAGCAAGAAGUGCCUGAAAGCGGUUACAAUGAAGGAAAUCUUCUUGUGUUGGUUGAUCAACAUGCUGCCCAUGAAAGAGUCCGACUGGAGGGGUUGGUGCUGGACUCCUAUGAGGAUGAUCCAGACACACCUGGAAAAAAGAGGCUGUGUUCCUCGAGUGUAACUCCACCCUUGGAGAUUAGUGUUACAGAGGAGGAUAUGAGACUUCUGAGGUCUUGUCAGGCUUUUUUGAGGGGUCUUGCUUUAGAUGUAAGCUUCCUGAAGAGUGAGUCACUAAAUGUGUUAUUGGAGAGACUUCCCACAUGUUUCAUAGAGAAAGAGAAUGCAGAGCUCCAGCGUGGAAGGCAGUCUGUAAUUAAAACCAUUGCAGAGGACUACCUGCGAGAACAAAUUGAGCUUCUGCGCUUAACAGGAAGAGUGAGAGGAACCCUGCCUUUAACAGUUCAUAAUGUACUUGCUUCACAAGCUUGUCAUGGAGCAAUUAAGUUCAAUCACAUUCUGAGUAAAGAGGAGUGUUGUAGUCUGGUGAGCUCGCUCUCCUCUUGUCAGCUUCCCUUUCAAUGUGCCCAUGGCAGACCUUCCAUUGUCCCACUUGCAGAUCUUUACCAUUUAGAAGAUCAGCAGGAUCUUCCCAAACCAAAUCUGAGGAAACUGAGAAGAAUGUACAAGGCAUGGCAACUAUAUGGAAAAGACAAAUCUGUUUCACAAAACUAAGCAUGAAUUUAGAAAACAAAACGUUCUGCACUUUACAUAUUGUGUUAAAUUAAUUAUCUUAAUGAAGAAUGUCUACUUUUAUAUAUUGGCAUUUUCUUCAAAUAUCAAAAACAAUAAAAAAUACAUAAAUAUGACGGCUUUUAUUUUGUUGCACUCAUGGAUAC
Molecule: messenger RNA, 3961 nt
Organism: Paramisgurnus dabryanus
Lineage: Eukaryota; Metazoa; Chordata; Actinopteri; Cypriniformes; Cobitidae
Gene: mlh3
Product: mutL homolog 3 (E. coli)
Biological process (GO): mismatch repair
Cellular component (GO): mismatch repair complex
Molecular function (GO): ATP-dependent DNA damage sensor activity; mismatched DNA binding; ATP hydrolysis activity
Source: RefSeq, a predicted model, not a curated record